AUGGCCGAGUCCGAAUCGAAGAGGCUGAGCAACUUGUACGACCGGAUCGAGCGUAUGGCCAAGCUCGGCCCCGAGUUUGUCGACAUCACUUGGAAUGCCGGCGGCCGCACCUCUGACUUGACGUCUCAGCUCGUGCGCACCGUCCAGGCCUACUUUGGCCUCGAGACGUGCAUGCACCUCACCUGCACCAACAUGCCGCGCAACAAAAUCGAAGUAGCAUUGCGCGAGGCGAAAGAGUACGGGUGCCGCAACAUUCUUGCGCUCCGUGGCGAUCCACCAGCGAGUGGAGGCGAGUGGGAGCCGCGCGCAGCGGGCUUCUCCCACGCGUACGAACUUGUCGAGUACAUCCGCAACCACUAUGGCGACUACUUUACCAUCGCCGUCGCUGGCUUUCCCGAAGGCCAUCCCGAGGAAGAAAGCGGCAUUGAGGUAGAGCUGGAGUACAUGAAGCGCAAAAUUGCCGCAGGUGCCGACUUUAUCUUUACGCAGAUGUUUUACGACGUCGACCUCUUUAUUACAUGGGUCCGUCGCUUGCACGCGGAAGGAAUCCAUGUGCCAAUUGUGCCUGGCGUGAUGCCGAUACAGAACUACGGCGGCUUUACGCGCGCCGUCGCGCGCUUCCGCGCCAAAGUCCCGCAGUUCUUCCACGACGCCCUCGAUCCAGUCAAGGACGACGACGAGCAGGUGCGCCUUGUCGGCACAAAGCUUGUCGGCGAGAUGUGCCGCAAGAUCCUCAAUACGACAGAUUUGGACGUGCAUGGCCUGCACAUCUACACGAUGAAUUUGGAGCGCGGCUCGCAGAUGCUGCUCGAGUACCUUGCGCUGCGCCCCUCCAUCAACCAGCUCUCCCCUCUCCCGUGGAAGCCAUGCCUCACCCCCAAACGCCGCGAAGAAAACAUCCGCCCGAUUUUCUGGGCGAACCGUAGCAAGAGCUACGUGAACCGCACCGAGGCCUGGGACGAGUUUCCCAAUGGGCGCUGGGGCGACGCGCGCAGUCCUGCCUACGGCGAUGUCAGCGCAUUUGGCACACAGCUGCGCGAGUCCAAAGAAGAGGCGCUCGCGCUUUGGGGCGAGCCCCAAACGCUGGACCAAGUCAAGGACUUGUUCGUCCGUUUCUGUUCCGGCGACCUCGCGCGUCUUCCCUGGAGCGACGCGCCGGUCGCAAAAGAGACCAGGGUGAUUGACCGCAUGCUCAUUGAGCUGAACCGCCGUGGAUUUCUCACGAUCAACUCGCAGCCGGCCGUGGAUGGUGUGCCAAGCACGGAUUCGGUCCAUGGCUGGGGACCCAAGGACGGAUACGUGUACCAAAAAGCCUACCUCGAGUUCUUUGUCUCGCCGCAGCAGCUCGACGAACUGCUGCGUCUGAUCGAGUUGGACCCCCAGAUCACGUACCACGCUGUGAAUGCCCAGGGCGAUAUGCGCACGAACACCACGUCCGACUCGCCAAACGCCGUGACAUGGGGCUGCUUUCCACACUGCGAGGUCCUGCAGCCCACCAUAGUCGAGUCGAUUUCCUUCCUUGCGUGGAAGGACGAGGCGUACGAGCUUGGGCGCAACUGGGCGCGCAUGUAUGCACCCGAUUCUGCGAGCGCCAAGCUCCUCACUCACAUGUUUGACUCGUGGUUCCUCGUGAAUGUCGUGCACAACGACUUUAAGCAGAGCCUCGCCAUCUUCGAGCCCUUCCUCGAGGCCAGGGUAGAUGGCGCAUAA
This is a messenger RNA of Malassezia vespertilionis, 1710 nucleotides long. RefSeq names its product methylenetetrahydrofolate reductase [NAD(P)H] (gene MET13). Gene Ontology annotation, cellular component: cytosol. Lineage: Eukaryota; Fungi; Basidiomycota; Malasseziomycetes; Malasseziales; Malasseziaceae. The record is from RefSeq and is a predicted model, not a curated record. The transcript is spliced from 2 exons. Gene Ontology annotation, biological process: tetrahydrofolate interconversion. Gene Ontology annotation, molecular function: FAD binding; methylenetetrahydrofolate reductase [NAD(P)H] activity. Bases 1 to 1710 code for a protein of 569 amino acids.